AUGACGAUCAAUGCAAGGUAUUUGGCCGCGCUCAGCAAGAACCCGUUGCUCGUAAAGAUGGCGACAUCUGGGGUUUUGUCGUCAUUGAACGAAAUCAGUGCCUCCAUAUUUUCGGGUCAAUUUCAGAACAAAAAGCUACGCCUCUUUGGCAAGGAGAAAACCGUCAGCCACCCCUUUAGCUCCAAGAUCGGUCUGAUGGUGAUUUAUGGGGCCUUGAUGUCUACGCCAGUUGCGCAUUAUUAUUAUGGACUCUUGAGCAAAGUUUUCGGCGGCAAACAAACGUCCAGGGUGAAGUUGCUCCAACUCGUCACGACUCUUUGCACGUUGUCGCCUUUUCUAAGCGGGCUUUACGUGUCGUGGCUCUCCAUCAUCAAUUCAUACCAGUGUUCCUCCGAGGGUCUUCGCACCAACUUAUCCCGGUUGGUAUCCGUGAUCAAAGCUGGCUUGAAAAACAAUUUCUGGCUUGUCUACAGGACGUCCGCCAUUACGAUGCUAAUUGCGUUGGCGCUUGCACAGAACUUCGUGCCGCCCGAGCUCUGGGUUGUGUUCACCAACUUCAUCUUUUUUGUUGUGGGCACUGUGCAGAACACCAAAAUUAAGAUCAGACAGAGAAACGAGCGGCUCAAGAAGUCCGAGUAG
Messenger RNA from Metschnikowia bicuspidata var. bicuspidata NRRL YB-4993, 639 nucleotides. RefSeq lists its product as uncharacterized. The record is from RefSeq and is a predicted model, not a curated record. Gene Ontology annotation, cellular component: membrane; cytoplasm. The coding region runs from base 1 to 639 and encodes 212 amino acids. The transcript has a single exon. Lineage: Eukaryota; Fungi; Ascomycota; Pichiomycetes; Serinales; Metschnikowiaceae.